Molecule: messenger RNA, 1563 nt
Organism: Colletotrichum fioriniae
Lineage: Eukaryota; Fungi; Ascomycota; Sordariomycetes; Glomerellales; Glomerellaceae
Source: RefSeq, a predicted model, not a curated record
AUGUCCGCAAAUGCCUGGCCCGGGGCCGACAGCUCCUCCCAGCAUUCUGGGCAGCUGUCGCAGAAAGACCUCGUCCUCGACCAGCAAAUGAUUAAGCACCUUCUCAACAGAUAUGGCCAAGACAAACUGAAUCUCCUCAUCCAGGAAACCACCGGCCCUCAGUCGGAUGGUGCAUCAAUUGUGUCGUCGGCGCAGUCAUCUAUCCUGUCAGAUGACCAGUCGAGUAUGUGGGAUACCCAGAGCAUCAGAACAUUCUCCGACACGUCGUCAAUCACUGGCAGCAUCAUCUCUAAUGUGUCUCGCGGCACAUCGAAAAUCCUGGGUAGACGGAGUGGAAGCAGCAGCGCCGCGGCUGCUGCCCAGGCCCAAGCGGCGCAACAGGCGGCUCAGACGCAGCAGGACUCGGAAUCAUGGAAUGGAAUCGACGUGCCCAACUCGUCCAACACAGCAUCCGACGCUGCAUCAAUCUCGACCAGUGCCUCAAAACAAAAAGGCGCUUUCAUGUGCGGAUUCUGCAAGGAGGAGGAUAUCACCAAGACGUGCACUCGGAAAAACGACCUCAAGCGCCAUAUCGAAGACUUCCACAACGUCAAUGCGCAAUGGUUCUGCCGCCAUCGUGGUUGCCAAAUGGUUUUUGAUUGGCAAGGCGCCUACAAGACACAUUUGAAGCAGGCCCACGGCGGCUCGAGAAUGUCCCUAGACGAGGCCAAGGUCAACCUUUGUCCCCAAGUCGUCUUUGCAUGCGGCUUUGAUAACUGCCUGCAAGUGUUCGAAGCGCAAGGCGACUCGGACGCAAGUGCCACCUUCAAGGAGUACGUGAGCCACGUUGUUAAGCACUUUGACGAGGGGUCCAACAGCGGCGAUUGGUCAUACUCGGCAAGGAUACGAAACCUCCUCAGACAAGGUCAAGUACAAUCAGCUUGGAACGAAUCGAUGUGGAAUGAGGCAUCAAGAACAUCUCUGCAAUGGAGCCCCCAGACGUCUGGCAUUUUGAGGAAACGACUCGAAUGUCGCCAUGUCGGAGAUGUCAAGCUGCUUGUGCAGUACGCCAUGAUGCUCGGCUCCGAUCCUAGCAGCAUUGGAAAGUUCCGCGAAGACUUCGUCACCCCCGUUGCCGAUACUUGCACCUUGCACAUGCCUGGGCACAAAUCACGACAACCGACCAUGGCCGCUCCUCCAGAGCAACCGGCCGACCCUUUCUCCUUCAAGAUAUCGCGCGGCGCAAACCCUGCUCUCGCCGCUUACAUGGCGUCUCAACGUAGAGUCUACGUUCCUAGACAGCAGCGGGUUGCGAUGCCUGAAUCGCAGAUGUACGACCCGAACAGCAACGCCCAAGGCUUUGGGCCCAGCAGCGGCGCAAUGCACCACAAUGGAAUCAUAGCAGACGAUAUGCAGAGCCUAAGAAGCAUGGGCGGAGGCGCACCCGAGUCGACAGACGUGGAGAUGCAGGACGGCUUGAUGCCGGAUUUCUCUUCGCCUUACGGACAACAUUCAGCAAAUCUGACAAGUCCAUCCAUCAACGGUCAUCCUGACGGAUUCUUCCCCCCCGGACAAGCUUAUUAA